CUUUCUCCUUCUAGUUCAGUCCUUUGGCUAAUGUGAAAGACCACGCAGAAGCUUUGGAGUUGCUUUUUGUGCUUGAAAAAAGUGCAUAGAUAGAAGACAGGGAUUCCUGGCUGGGAGGAGGGAGGAGAGCUGAAGAUCUCUGCCUGGGCUGGCUGAGCUAAGCAGUCAAAGUGGGAAGCUGAGUGCUUGAAAGAGGAUUAUGCUCGCACUAGAAAUAAGCAGUAAGUGAGCGAAUAACCAUUAUGGUUUAGAAAAGGAUUAAUCCCCCUGGGGUUAUGGGGUGAAGUAGAAAAUAUUGCUUAACUCUAGAGUAAAACUGUAAGGCUUCUGACUCUGUAUACAGUUGUGUGCUGUUUGGAGAGUAGGGGCUUAAAUGCAAAAUCAGAGCUCUAAAUGCCUCCUCCCACUCUUGGAAAAUGCCAGCUUCUACUUAGAAUAGUUGUGGAUAUAAUCUCCUUCCCUGACCUAGCCUCUUUCCAGGAAAAUAUAUUCCUAAAUCAGUAAGGAAGUUGGGAUUAAAUUGGAAAGGUGGAAUUUGGUAGUGGUAGAAUUGCAAUCUUGAAUUAUGUUUGGUGAAUGCUGACAUUGUUAUAUCAGUGAGCAGUGAUUUGUUAAUCACAAGGAAGUCUGAGAUUGGGGCAUUAAAAAGGGAAAAUUGAGAGCUUUUAUGACAAGGAGGCUGAAUAGUCUAUAUGCGUACGAUGAAAUAUAAAAAUGUAUAUAAGUAAUAAUAGAUGGGGUGUUUUAAGGAGCAUUAAAAGUAGAACAGCAGUCAGGAAACCUAGAAGUGCUCGGAUAAAAUUUAGUUAGAAAAGAAGAGAUUUUAGUUUCAAUGACUUUUUGUGCUAGCCAAAAAUUUCACAAUGUUUACAAAGUCAAGACAAUGAUUCAGGGAUACUUUGAUUAUUGUCAUACAUUAUAAAUACUGUUGCUGGGCAAGAUCUGUGGUUCUUUGGUCAGCAAGUUCUGGCAAUGACACCACUGCCGCUGGUGCAAAGAAUUCUGGGAUGCCUGACAGUGAAAUGGAUGGAAGGACCCACAUUCCAACUCUACUUAAUGUCCUUUUGUCCAGAAAUCGGGUCAUGCAAAUGAGCUACUUGAAAAGUAAAGAAAAAGGAUAUGGAAAACUAAGCAGUGAUGAAGACCUCGAAAUAAUUGUUGAUCAAAAGCAGGUAGUAGGUGUAACCUUGAAGAAAAAGUGGCACUGUCUUCAAAAAAGUGACCUGACCCUGGCUUUGGGAAAAGGCUCUAGGGCGGCAGAUAAGGCUGUUGCCAUGGUGAUGAAGGAGAUACCGAGGGAGGAGUCUGCUGAAGAAAAGCCCCUCCUUACUAUGACAUCACAGCUGGUGAAUGAACAGCAAGAAAGCAGACCCCUCUUGAGUCCCUCCAUCGAUGACUUUCUUUGCGAAACCAAAUCGGAGGCAAUAGCAAGGCCAGUAACGUCCAACACAGCCGUAUUGACCACAGGCUUAGAUCUCCUUGACCUGAGUGAACCCGUCUCUCAAACCCAAACCAAAGCCAAGAAGUUGGAGGCCUCAUCGAAAACCUCAUCCCUCAAGAAAAAGGCUGAUGGAUCUGAACUCAUCAGUGCGGAUGCUGAGCAGAGAGGCCAGCCUCUCCGAGGCCCAGAGACUUCAUCCUUAGAUUUAGACAUUCAAACACAACUGGAAAAAUGGGAUGAUGUUAAGUUUCAUGGAGAUCGAAAUAGCAAGGGGCAUCCAAUGGCAGAAAGAAAAUCAUGCUCUUCUAGAACUGGAUCAAAGGAACUCUUAUGGUCCUCAGAACACAGAUCUCAACCAGAACUAAGUGGUGGGAAAAGCGCCCUGAACUCUGAGUCGGCUUCAGAAUUGGAAUUAGUGCCUCCAACACAGGCUCGAUUGACCAAAGAACAGCGCUGGGGAAGUGCAUUACUUUCCAGAAACCACUCCUUGGAAGAAGAAUUUGAAAGGGCAAAAGCAGCAGUGGAGUCAGAUACAGAGUUUUGGGAUAAGAUGCAAGCAGAAUGGGAAGAAAUGGCCCGGAGGAACUGGAUAUCCGAGAACCAAGAAGCCCAGAACCAAGUUACAAUCUCAGCUAGUGAGAAGGGAUAUUACUUUCACACCGAAAAUCCCUUCAAGGACUGGCCGGGAGCAUUUGAAGAGGGCUUAAAAAGACUGAAGGAGGGGGACCUGCCCGUCACCAUCCUGUUCAUGGAGGCGGCAAUUCUUCAGGACCCUGGAGAUGCAGAGGCAUGGCAGUUCCUCGGGAUAACCCAGGCAGAGAAUGAAAAUGAACAAGCAGCUAUUGUCGCCCUCCAGAGGUGCUUAGAAUUACAGCCCAACAACUUGAAAGCUUUGAUGGCUCUGGCUGUCAGUUACACUAACACUGGCCAUCAGCAGGAUGCCUGCGAAGCUCUAAAGAACUGGAUUAAGCAAAAUCCAAAGUACAAAUACCUUGUGAAGAGCAAGAAAGGAUCUCCAGGCCUUACCCGGAGGAUGUCCAAGUCUCCAGUUGAUAGCUCUGUUUUGGAGGGAGUUAAGGAAUUAUAUCUGGAAGCUGCCCACCAAAAUGGAGAUAUGAUUGACCCAGACCUACAGACAGGUCUGGGAGUACUGUUCCACCUGAGCGGAGAAUUUAACAGAGCAAUAGAUGCAUUUAACGCUGCCUUAACUGUUCGGCCAGAGGACUAUUCAUUAUGGAACCGUCUCGGGGCAACCUUGGCGAACGGAGACCGCAGUGAGGAAGCUGUGGAGGCCUACACACGAGCACUGGAGAUUCAGCCAGGCUUCAUCCGAUCCAGAUACAAUCUGGGAAUAAGCUGCAUCAAUCUGGGCGCCUACAGAGAAGCGGUCAGCAAUUUUCUCACUGCCCUCAGUUUGCAAAGAAAAAGCAGGAAUCAACAGCAAGUUCCUCAUCCUGCAAUCUCUGGGAAUAUCUGGGCUGCCCUCAGAAUCGCACUUUCUCUGAUGGACCAACCAGAACUCUUCCAGGCGGCUAAUCUCGGUGACCUGGAUGUCCUCCUAAGAGCUUUCAACUUGGAUCCUUGAAGGAAAAGAAAAAAAAAAUUAAAAAUGAUAAAUCCUUAUCUGUGUAAUUGUACUAAGAAAUGCAAAACUAUUUUAUUAUGAAUUCCAAAAAGGAUAAAACCAGAUGUCCAAAAGGCCAUGGUGAUAUGACACAAGGGAACUCCUACAGACGAUGCCCAGUCUCUGUUCAGAUUCAAAAGCACAAAAUGUUGUAGAGUCAAGGUUGGGCUCAGAAGAAGAACUGAGAGACACAAAGACAAACCAAGAUAAAGUAACCGUGUGUGAAUACUCUUCACAAGCUGCAAGCAUAUUCAAAACAUGUCCUUUGGGGUUUUUGUCCUCACUUUUGCAGCUGAUGACACACCUAAGGAACUUGCUCAUAGGACACCUGGAGAAAGCACUGCCUCUGAUCAGGGAAUUCUGACUGUUUCUGAACUAUCCCCUGCAAUUCCCCCUUUUACAACGUAGUUUGGGCCAAGGUGCAUGCACAUAUAUUAACCCUUGACUAAAGAGAGGCAUUGCUUAGACCUGUUCCGAUUUUAACUUUUACUGUAGCCCUUCGACUCCAGAGAGGGAGCUUUGCUGGCAAAAGCAGUUUUUGCACUAGAAAUUUUUGCUGUUCCCAAUCAAAACUUUUCUGGGACUGUAUAUACGCACUUUAAUAUCUUAUUUAUGCCUUGCUGGAGUUUUGUUCCGUUGCUCCAAUUUUUAACUUAGGGGUGAAAGAUUCAAGAACUCGGCCUUGUUAGAUCAAUGGACCAAAUAAAAAUUCCUGAAAAUAGUUUUUCAUAGUGUAGAGUUUUGAAGGAGUUUUUCUCAAAGCAGAUAGGACACAGGGUGUAAAUAUGUCAAACACAGAUCUUAUUCACAUGUUUUCUGGGACCAUAUGAACUUAAGCAAGAGACAUUGUACUGUCCCUUCAUGCAUUCUCUGCAGGGAGGAAUUUGGAUGAUAACGGGAUUUCUAUAGAGCUAACAUUAACUUGCUUAAAUGUCAUACUUUACUUGCUUUCUGACUGCCCUGCACACCAAUAUUCCUUUUAAACUUUUAAUAUUUUAAAUAGUAUUUCGUAAGAGUGAUAAAUACAUUUUUUCCUAAAAAUUAAGUGUUUUCUUAGUUCCAUAAUAAUCUGCAUUGCUCUCCCUUCUGCAUUCUAAGUGAUAGAAGAUCAAUAUUUUCUAGCUGAAUCUCACUGAAUGUCAGUGGUUUAAUAUGAAAGAUGCAUGCUCCUUUGGCUCUCAUUUGGAACAUUUAUCAAGUGUCAGGAACCUUCUGUCGGUAGUGGUGUUUUAUUUCAUUGAUUACAUUCUACUCACUUCUGCAGGGUGUGUUGUGCCCUGUUGGGGCUUGAUGAUUAUUUGGAUUGACAUCAUUUUUUAAAGAGUUAGAAAAAUUGUUUGCAAAAUGCUAACCAAAACAUAAGAUCGCCAGUGUCCAAUUCUAGCAAGUUGUUCUAAUAAGUGGUCCCAUUCUUCUUUAUUGUUUCUCCUUCCUUUCUUCCUUCCUUCCUUCCUCCAGAAUCUUCCCCAAAGCAAUCUGAUCCCAACUUUUUCUUCGUGUUCUUUGGUUAAUAGUAGCUGGUUACUCUCAUGAUUAUAGUUACCAAGCAAACAGCAUUUGAGUCAAGACAGUUUAAUUGACUGGAGAGUUAGCUUCUCCUGGUGAGGGCGGUGGAGGAGGGGAGAGGGGUGUGCAGGUAGAAAUCCUCUCCUCUAUUACCUUGGAAGUUCCUCAGGUAGGAAGGGGCCUCAAGGAAACAGGAAACCACAAAUCCUUGAAGUUCAUGUGUGUUAUAAUGACAGAGUUUAUAAAGAUGAAGAGUUUGUAAGGUUUAUAAGGACAAAGAGCCCUGUGGUGUGCCAGGCUUUCAUCUUCACUGUCGAAGCUCACUUGGGCAAAGGUGAUGCCCCCAGCUGGACAGCAGAAGGCAGAGGCAUUAAGGCAUUCACCAUUGGGCAGUCAUGACAACCCAGUCUUUGCCUACUUCCUUCCAGUCUCAGCAGCAAAUAAAGCUCAAGAAUAUUUUCAAGAAUAUUCUUUAUAAUUUUAGAAUCCUAGAAUUCAGUCUAGGAAGGACUCUCGGGGCCAGAGUCCAAGUUCAUGGCAGCUGCCUGCUUGAAUAUCCCUGAGAGAAGAACAUCCAUUCCCUGCAUGUCCCUCCUGCCAAUUCCCGUGCGUUCACUGGCUGACUAGCUGAUUUGCGUCCAUUGUAGUCCAUUAGGAGCCUCUGAAUGCAGGAUUCAAAGCCAGCUUUGCAGGUUUCUGUUUAUGAUGCCACUCUAUACUUUCAACAGUAACUGAAUUUGCAGUAAUAACAAUAGGCUGUUUUCUUAGAUUUGUUGGCCCUACAUGCAUGACAUCAGUUAAUAGUUUAAAGCCUGACAGUAGGGUAAAUGCAGGAUACUUUGAUUUAAUUUGAUUGUUGCUAAGUGGUGACAAAUUUUGCAGCCCAAGUUUGAUUUUGCUGUCAGAAUACCAAGUGAAUUCAGAGGAGAGUAGACAAUUUCCCAUUCCCAUCAUACUUGGAUCAUUUCAGUAGCACUUUCUUCAAUAUAUCUAGUGUCCAUCAGAACCAAGAUUUUCAUAGUCUGUUGCCUAUCAGGAAGUGCAGAAUUAUUGCCCAAGAUAUUUUUCAAUAGUAUUUUUAAACAAAAUUAAGUAAAAACAGUUACUAAAAAAUAAGUGAAAGUUUAUAGAAAUCAGAGCACCACCAAAAAUUAGUAAGAUUUUAGAAUGAUCUUUAUUGUAUGCAUUUUUCAAGUAUAUACACAUUUUUUAAGACAGAACUGGUUUUGGUAUCUUACCCUGGUGGUAUGAAAUUGUCAUUUAUUCUUUCCAUUUCAAAAGGCAGGUGUCCUUGGUUCCUGUCUAAGGCACCCUGAGAAGGCUUUGAGUUCCUUUUUUCUGAGAGUCUUACUAAGUAACCCUAAGAUCUCUUAGAGGAUGGUACUGGUUUUCUAGAAUGGCCCUUCAGUUGCACGGAUGCAACUUUUAAGAACUUAUUUUCACUGGCAGAUUGGAUGAGAAUGCAGAGAAAUCCAGUGAUCACUGCUGAAUUUCAAGAUAUGUUACACCUAUGUCUAGUGGGCUAUUUCUAUGUGCUAUUGUACCUUGACAGUGGGGAUGAGGCUUCCUCUUAAGGUCAUUCCCCAUGACACCUAAAGAAAGGCAGAUAUUGUCCAUCAGGAAGCUUUCAGCAGACGCUAUGAGCUGUGCUUUCUCAGCCAAUCUGUAUUUGAGCUAGAAUGGCAAAUUAGAGACACUUCACUGGGCUAGAAUGUGCAGGACAUACUCACCUUCAGAGUUGGAUGCCACUCUUCUCCUUUUCUUUAAAGAGAACUAUUAUGUUGUAUCUUGGGUCCAUGUCUAGAUACUCAUACUAGGUAAGUCUUUCUAGUAUAUUCCUGCCAUACAAGCAAGACUUGAACACAAGUAUAGCUAGUCUCACAUACAACAGGAGUUCCCAAAAUCUCUUCCGUACACUUUAUCCAUGAGCUCUUUGGGAAUAUAGAGAAAGCAAGAUGGUCAUUUUGUGUCCCUUCCUCAUUUGCCCCUGAAUCAGUUCCACAAGACUAGACUGCACUUUAAGUUAGUGGUUGCUAUUGUUUUAUACCUUGAAAUGAUUCUGAAAGGAUUCUAGAAACAGGGUAUUCUGAAGGUUUCAUUUGUGUACCAAUUUUUUUGAGUCCUCAUAUUUUAGAAAUUAUUAAACAUGCACACACAUGAUUUCAACUUUGUAAAAUGAUUUCAAAUUCAUUCCAUCUCCAGAUUUUACUGCACAGUUUCCCUGUCAUCUCAGUAUUUAUAGAACUGGUUGAAAUUAAACUGUUUUGAACUAAGAAGUAGAUAGAUAGAUAUAUAUUUUUUUAAAGAGUGUUCAUAGAUGAACUCUGGCAUAAGGUUUGUAAAAAGGCAAUUUUUAAAAAAUAAAACGUAUAACCUCAGGUAAAAAAUAACGCAUGCAUUAGUACUUGCAAAUCUGCCUACUCAAAUAUUAACCAAAGCAUGCAAGAUAACUGUACUGAAUGUAAAUUUACCCAGUGCAUGGUUAAAUCUCAUAGGGUAGCCUAUUUUUCCUUGCUUCUGAGCAAGGAAACAUUUUCAUGAACUUUGCGUUAUAGUUUUACUAUUUGCUUUUAAUAUCUUCUUGUCAAGACUGUUUUCCUGCUAUCACACUACACUGAACUUUACAGAUAUUCACACAUCUGGCUUAUGCAGUGUUGCAGCCAGUGCCAAACGAAUCUACUGAGGAAUCCAGGUACUUAGACAUCUAAACAAGUUUUAAACCAGUUGAGGCACAACAGAUCCAAAACUCAAACAAAAUUCGUGUGUCUGAACACUACUAAAUGCAAUUGUGUUGAUUGCCUCCACAGAGUUUUGGGUUCAAAAUUCUGAAUCGUGCAUUUCAAAUAUUUUCUAAAAUUUAGGAGUAAAUUAGAAAUACUGACCUUCUAAAUAAGGUGGGAAGGUUGGGGUAAUGUCAGGCACAUGAAAACCACCAUAAGGCAAAGUGGACGUGACGGCUUAAUUUCCACAAAUGUCACAUAGUGACUGUGUGGGUGCCACACCAUUGGCCUCAACAUGGCCCUAUUUAUAUGAUGAGUGAGUGAGCUAUGUGGGCCCCAUCCCUUAAGAAACUGGACUUGGUCUGUAUGUCUAAAAACACUGAAAGUCAGAGAUAAUGAGGUGAUUUCAUGGUCACUCAGAAUGAACUUGGAAGUCCUCUCACUGCCUUUUUCUGUAACCCCUGCUUCAUGAAAAAAUAAGGGCAAGGAGACCAGAAAUGGAGGGAGCAAAGCUCACUAAGACAAAGCUGGGGGUGAGUCUUAUGUUGCUAACAGCUUUGUCACCAUCUCACACACCGCCAAACGCACACAUAUAAGCUCAAAGACGGAAAUCCUCAAACUCCUAGCAAAGACUCGUGUGGAGGCAUUAAACAGUUAAAGAGGAGAAAAACCAGAAAAUCAAAAGUGUGAAGUUUAACAACCUCUCACGUGGUAUUUUGCCUUGAAUAAACUUUCCGCUCCCUGUGACCUCUGCAGACUUACCAAAAUAACACACUCUAGAAACCAGUGCCCCAAUCUCAGAACUGUUGUCUCAGGACCUUCUCUACAAGAGAAAACUAACUUGCAGUGUUGCAGGGUGUGCGUGCAAAACCCUGACAGGCUCUUCAGGACGCUUUUAGAAACCCGCAUUCGAAACAAUAUGAAGAUGAAAAAACAGCAGGCAGUUCUUUGCUCAACAAUAAAAUGUGUGACUUUUUUUUUUUUUCUUUGAAUUUCUUGGAGAGGGGAAAUGGACUGACAAAACAAUAGUAAGGGAUAUACAUACACAGCUAGGUAGUUUGGCAUUUUCACUGAGAUAUGUAAAAAAUUAGCUUAGAUACCAUAAAGAAUUGUACAAUGCGAGAAAUGGUUCAUGAUUGAAUAUGUUGCCAGUAGUUAAAGGAAAUAAAGCAAACCUAAAUUUUUACCAAUGUCCCCCCAUAUCACCUGACUCAAACCCUCUUCAACUUUCAUUGCCCAAAUUUGUUUACAUUGGUUGAAAAAAAAAACCUGAUUAAUUUAAUAAACUUUUUACAAACUAUAACAGGCAUUUAUUAACUAUUUAGAAAAGACAUUUCUAUAUAUUUUGUAUAUCUACGAAUAUUGCAUAUCUAGUCUAAUCUAAAAAUAUUAAGACAAAUGGCAAAUUCUUCUGUGAUGCUUCUCUAUGCUCAAUAAUGUUUAAAAUCUUGGGAUUUCAUUUUUAAGCUGAAAUAGAUAACAAAAAAUUUAACUUUAAAUGUUUACAUUGAGUUUUUAAGUUAAAACCAACCCAAAUUAAGUGACCUAUAGUAAAUUAAUGGCAAUGGGGUGAGGGUGUAAAAGUUACGGGCAUACUAUGUGAUAAUGUAUCUGUGUAUUUAGUGAAAUAUUAUGUAUCAUAGCACAACUCUGUUGGAUAAUAAGGCUUCAUCUUAGUAUUUCCCUGCAUUGCUCUUUGAAAUAAAACUACUACCAUAAAAAUAACCUAUCAUAUUGAUGUGUUUAAUUUACUCCUUUGGCUUAUAAUUUGCAAAGUACCAAGAUUAAGGUAGUAUUUUUGUACUAUUAUUGGAAGCAUGCCUUCCCUUUUUCACAUUACUAAAUUGUAUUUAUAUUUGUGCAAUUUUAAACUAUGUUUUCAAAUAAACUUUGUCUGUGGCUUCAA
Molecule: messenger RNA, 9197 nt
Organism: Felis catus (domestic cat)
Lineage: Eukaryota; Metazoa; Chordata; Mammalia; Carnivora; Felidae
Gene: PEX5L
Product: peroxisomal biogenesis factor 5 like
Exons: 16
Coding region: 1008-3026 (672 amino acids)
Biological process (GO): protein import into peroxisome matrix, docking
Cellular component (GO): cytosol; peroxisomal membrane
Molecular function (GO): protein binding
Source: RefSeq, a predicted model, not a curated record